Messenger RNA from Chanos chanos (milkfish), 1837 nucleotides. It is a transcript of the gene otc, whose product is annotated as ornithine transcarbamylase. The record is from RefSeq and is a predicted model, not a curated record. The coding region runs from base 35 to 1093 and encodes 352 amino acids. Gene Ontology annotation, biological process: L-citrulline biosynthetic process. NCBI's taxonomy places the organism in Eukaryota, Metazoa, Chordata, Actinopteri, Gonorynchiformes, Chanidae. Gene Ontology annotation, molecular function: ornithine carbamoyltransferase activity; amino acid binding. The transcript has 10 exons. Gene Ontology annotation, cellular component: mitochondrion.
UGGUUUCCGUUGUACAGCAAAUUUAACAAGUCCAAUGUUAACUGUUAGCAAAGUCUUACGCUGCUCCCUAGCAGCUUUCCGAUACAACCAGGAGAGGAAUUUAAGUAACGCUGGUAAAGCGGCUCUGAGACCUGUUACUUUGAAAGGUCGAAGCUUUUUAACGUUGAGGGAUUUCAACCCAGAUGAGAUCAAACACAUUAUGUGUGUCUCCGCAGAUCUCAAACAGCGAAUCAAACAUGAGGGACAGUAUCUCCCACUCCUCCAAGGGAAAUCCAUUGGCAUGAUAUUUGAGAAGAGGAGCACGAGGACCCGCCUGUCCACAGAGACAGGUUUCUCUCUUUUGGGGGGUCAUCCGUGUUUCCUCACCCCUCAGGAUAUUCACCUGGGAGUGAAUGAGAGCACAAGAGACACAGCCAGGGUGCUGUCUGGAUUGGUUGAUAUAGUGUUGGCACGUGUAUACCAUCACUCCACUCUGGAGCAACUGGAUCAAGAAGCAUCUGUUCCCAUCAUCAAUGGUCUUUCAGAACUUUACCAUCCUAUACAGAUACUGGCAGACCUGCUCACUCUACAGGAACACUAUGGCUCUUUGAAUGGCCUCACUGUGACUUGGAUUGGUGAUGGGAACAACGUGCUCCACUCCCUCAUGAUGUCAUUGGCCAAAUUAGGCAUCAAUCUAAGAGUUGCAACACCCAAGGGAUAUGAGCCAGUUGCUGAUGUGGUAAAGGAAGCAGAGCGUCUGGCCAAACAGUUUGGUACAGAGCUGCAGUUCUCCUCUGAUCCUGUGGAGGCAGCGCGAGGCAGUAAUGUUCUUGUGACUGACACCUGGGUGAGCAUGGGCCAAGAGGAGGAGAAGAAGAAGAGGUUACAGGAUUUCCAUGGUUAUCAAAUCACCAUGCAGACAGGGAGUGUGGCGGCUCCAGACUGGACGUUCCUGCACUGUCUGCCACGCAAACCGGAGGAAGUAGAUGAUGAGGUUUUUUACUCGCCACGCUCACUUGUGUUUACAGAGGCAGAAAACCGCAAGUGGACAAUAAUGGGUUUGAUGGUGUGUCUGUUGACUGACUACAGUUCUCAGAUCAGAUUGAAUUUCUAAAGCAGCAGAACAGAACCUGGGUUCCCUCACAAGACUUUAAGGCCCUCUCUGGAAUACGUGUCAGAACUCCAACAAGCUUCAUUCCUCAGAAGAACCUGUAGACUUCUACAAACACUUGUUAUAGAACUUCUUCAAAACUCCUAAAAAUCCAUGACUGGUGAUGCCAUCACAGUGCCAGAGGGCUGACGUUAAAGGACUGGUUUAGAUCAAUAAAAUUUAGAUGUUUUGAUGGGCAUGUUUAUUCCACACUUCCCAUACACCAGCCUCAGUUCAUACACAUCUGUGUUUAGACCUGUACUCCAGUUCAGGCUUAGAAUUAAAGAUCUUUUGUCAUGUUUCUACCACAAGGGGAAUUAUUAUGCCUAACUUGAAGAUUUAAAAUUUUUAAUGUUUGCUAAUGUGCUUAGAAUAUUAAUAUAUGUAGACUGUUAAGACUGUUAUAGAUUGUUAUAAAACCCCAAGAAACAGAGGAACUAUUGUAAAACUUUAGAGGACAUCAUAGGGCUUUAUAGUUAACCUGGCUUCUCCCAGUGCAGUUCUCCUGAGGUGAGAUCACAGAGACAAUCCCGGCAUGAGACAGGCAAGUGCCUUAGUUUUGUUUUUUUGGGGUUUUUUUUCAAAUACUCUUGGUUUACAUUCACAUUCACAUUACUGUGUUCUGUGAAAAGUUCUUUUGCAUACACCUGCAGGACCACGUGUUUAAUUCUAAAUUGUUUUUCAGUGUAUUCUGACACUAACAAGAAA